This is a messenger RNA of Ornithodoros turicata, 1540 nucleotides long. It is a transcript of the gene Tcs3, whose product is annotated as probable tRNA N6-adenosine threonylcarbamoyltransferase. Gene Ontology annotation, biological process: tRNA threonylcarbamoyladenosine modification. Bases 484 to 1491 code for a protein of 335 amino acids. Gene Ontology annotation, cellular component: cytoplasm; EKC/KEOPS complex. The record is from RefSeq and is a predicted model, not a curated record. Lineage: Eukaryota; Metazoa; Arthropoda; Arachnida; Ixodida; Argasidae. The transcript has 12 exons.
GCGGGCUAUUAUUCGACGCGAGAUCGGGCAUGCUCCGAACCAGGGUACUGAGGAGUAAGUACGAAGACAUAGAGGAACGAUGUCAGCUCUGCAAGGAUAAAGCACCGGAAAAUAUUAGGCAUGUAAUUCUCGAAUGUGAGGGGUUGGGAACUCGACGAUUGUGCUCGCUCGAAAAUGCACUGGGUUUCACCGCAGACGACGGCGACGAACCGGAAACGGAAGUCAGGGAAACGAAAAGAAGACUAAGAAGUUGGUUUCAAAAGACACGACGAUCUACCGGACAAGAGACUGUGACAACAGAGGCAGACUGAGUGGAAGAAACAGUGUAUUCUUUGUAGUCUUGUGAACUUUUUAUUUCUUACUGCAUGUCCGCUCCGCCGGAGCUGGACCCUCGUUACAAAGAGGCCCGCCAGGGGUGCCAAACCAUCCAUCCAUCCAUCCAUACGCCUAUCUUUCGAAGCAUUUUGUGAAGUUUCAAGAAAAAUGACAAUCGCAAUCGGAUUCGAAGGAAGCGCUAAUAAAUUAGGAGUGGGAAUCGUAAAGGACGGUGAAGUGUUGUCCAAUCCUAGAGUGACUUUUAUCACUCCGCCUGGUGAAGGAUUUCUACCUCGUGACACAGCAAACCAUCACAGAACUCACGUUCUUGAUGUGUUGCAAAAAGCCUUGAAUGAAGCUAAUAUAACGCAUGAAGAUAUUGAUGUUGUUUGCUACACAAAAGGUCCAGGUAUGGGAGCACCACUUGUCGCUGUCGCGGUUGUAGCACGCACAGUGGCCCAACUUUGGAAAAAGCCAAUCAUUGGAGUAAAUCACUGUAUUGGUCACAUCGAGAUGGGACGCCUUGUCACAGGUGCUAAAAAUCCUACAGUUCUUUACGUCAGUGGAGGGAAUACACAGGUGAUCGCCUAUAGCGAGAAGAGGUAUAGGAUAUUUGGAGAAACGAUAGACAUUGCAGUUGGCAACUGUUUGGACAGGUUUGCAAGGGUUUUGAAGCUGUCAAAUGACCCAAGUCCAGGUUACAACAUCGAGCAAAUGGCAAAAAAAGGAAAGAAAUUCAUAUCCCUGCCAUAUGUCGUCAAAGGCAUGGAUGCAUCUUUUUCAGGCCUGCUGUCCUUCAUUGAGGAAAGAGCAGGUGCACUGCUUUCAGAGCACCAGUGCACACCUGAGGACCUUUGUUUUUCAUUACAAGAAACAGUAUUUGCAAUGCUAGUAGAAAUAACAGAAAGAGCCAUGGCACAUACAAAUUCUAGAGAAGUCUUAAUAGUCGGUGGUGUUGGGUGUAACAAAAGGCUUCAAGAAAUGAUGGAAAUCAUGGCAGAAGAACGCAAUGCCAAACUUUUUGCAACAGACGAAAGAUUCUGCAUUGACAAUGGAGCUAUGAUUGCACAUGCUGGAUGGGAAAUGUUCUGUAGCAAUCAGAUAACACCGUUUGAGGAGACAACUUGCACACAAAGGUACAGGACAGAUGAAGUUGAAGUUUCAUGGCGACCUUAAAGGAUACUCAAUUUAUGUACGAAAUUGAAUAAUAUUGAUAUAUAUUUCA